Talaromyces rugulosus is the source of this 1230-nucleotide messenger RNA. RefSeq lists its product as uncharacterized. Gene Ontology annotation, molecular function: DNA-binding transcription activator activity, RNA polymerase II-specific; zinc ion binding. Lineage: Eukaryota; Fungi; Ascomycota; Eurotiomycetes; Eurotiales; Trichocomaceae. The coding region runs from base 1 to 1230 and encodes 409 amino acids. The transcript has a single exon. The record is from RefSeq and is a predicted model, not a curated record. Gene Ontology annotation, biological process: regulation of transcription by RNA polymerase II.
AUGCAGACAGUGCAAAACUCGGCAUAUGAAGGUAGCGUUUUCUACCUAACAUACUGUAUCGCUAGGAUACUCAACAAAGUUUAUGGUGCAAAGUGCGAUGAAACACGUCCAGUCUGUCUCAAUUGCUCGACAACAGACCGCGAUUGUCUCUACCCCGAUAGAUUUAUCAGAUUUGGUGAUGCAAGAUCAGGAAGAGCAGACUCUGACGCAGUCGAGAGGUCGACCAGCCGAAGUUCCCCGGAGCGUAACGAAAUCUCGUUUCCUCCGCUGUCACCAAACCAGAUAGGCGAAGACACGAUAAACAUGGCCCACCUCGAACUAUUCAAUCACCUGGUCAAUGGAGACUGGGAGGGUUUUGGUAUCAGCAGAGCAACAUUCGUUCCGAUAGCGAUUCGCAACGCAGACACUGCUCCUUAUCUCAUGUAUGAAAUGUUAGCCUUGUCGGCGCAACAUCUGAGUCUGGUUUCCCCCGCACGAGAGGAGUAUUACAAAAAUCAAGCCAUGCGGUUACAGAACCGUUCCAUCACACUGUUCAAUGCCACGAUCGCUCGCGAAAAAGUCACGCCAGACAACUGUAUACAUUUCUUCCUAUUCUCGUCUGCCCUGGGGACGCAUCAUUUCUGCAAUGUUGUGCGGAAUUCGGAAGGGGAUUUUGGAACCUUUAUUACAUCUUUAGUCGACUCGCUAAAUUUGUAUCAAGGAUUACGAGCUGUAGUCGGGUCAGAGUGGCACAUUGUAUCUGAUUCGGAAUUGAAACCGGUACUGCAGGCUGGAAAGGAAGCACUCAUGAGUUUCCUUGAAGAUGGGAAUUACCAACCCAAAGAGAUCGAGUCGAAACGCCUGAUGCAACUUUUGGAGGAUCCCUUGGAUCAGCUAGAUUCAACAGCAGUCGAAGCAAACCAACACGCAAUAAAUGUAUUCGACUGCCUUUUGCAUUACCAUCGCAGGAACCAAAGAAACGAAAAUAGUCUCAGAGGCCUUUUUGGAUGGCCCGCAUUGGUGAAGAAAGAGUUCAAAGAUCAAUUGAUUCGCCUUAGCCCUAAGACACUGAUAAUACUUGCGCAUUACGCGGUUCUGUUGUAUUACCAGCGCCAAUUGUGGCUGCUAAGUGACGGCGGGGGGUUACUCAUUCGCUCUAUCUAUCAAAACAUAGAUAGCUAUUGGCUGGGAUGGUUACAAUGGCCCAAUAGAGAAAUAUCUAGCGAUAUCGAGAUGACUAACGAUAAAUAG